AUGCGAACUAUUUCCACUCGACUUCGUGAGCUCGAAUCUGCGAACAAUCCGAUCGACUCGCCCAAAUUGUCGGCCCGCGGAACUGCGGCCGCAGUCGGGUUGCACCGCAUCCUUAAUGCACCUAAGUCACCUACAUAUGUCGGUCCCACAAGUGCUGAAUUUGGCCUCGGUCGCCAAGAUCGCAUUGCUUCCACGUACAGUAGCCGCAACGGCGACUUCAAUGAUGCUGAGGAAGAAGACUUUGACCUUUCGACAACUGCUCCCAGCCCUGCUCCAUCGGAUGAACAAUUAAAUGAAGUUUCCGGGGAUCCAAUCAAAGCGUUGGGCCUUGAGGAAAUAUUACGCUUGAUUCAGGUCUACGAAGACACUGUUGGUAUAAUGUACCCCUGUGUUGACCUUGCUAGCCUUCGUACUUAUGUCGUCGAAUAUCAUCACCAAUAUGAUCCAGCCAUUGACCGCGUGGCGGGUCCGGCGCAGAAGGCUUCUGACCAAGACUGGUUUCACGCCCGGGAUGUCCAGGUGCUGAAGAUUCUAUUGGCCACUGCCUUGCUUGUCGAGUCGCAUGGCCGGAGUGAGCGCGCAGCGCAGUUGGCAGAUAGCGUUGAAGAUCACUUUGCCAGUCGACUAAAGGUAGCCGAAGUUGACAUGAAGGAAAUUCUCAUUUUGACACUGCUGGUGGGUCUCUUAUCUCUAUAUCUUGAGCUUCUUUCUAACAAGUACAGUCUAUAUUUCAUUCAUAUCGCGACGACGAAGUCAUUGCCUGGCGGCUGA
Penicillium verhagenii is the source of this 771-nucleotide messenger RNA. RefSeq lists its product as uncharacterized. The transcript has a single exon. Lineage: Eukaryota; Fungi; Ascomycota; Eurotiomycetes; Eurotiales; Aspergillaceae. Bases 1 to 771 code for a protein of 256 amino acids. The record is from RefSeq and is a predicted model, not a curated record.